This is a messenger RNA of Schistocerca serialis cubense, 1392 nucleotides long. RefSeq lists its product as uncharacterized. Gene Ontology annotation, molecular function: nucleic acid binding; RNA-DNA hybrid ribonuclease activity. Bases 161 to 1258 code for a protein of 365 amino acids. NCBI's taxonomy places the organism in Eukaryota, Metazoa, Arthropoda, Insecta, Orthoptera, Acrididae. The transcript has 2 exons. The record is from RefSeq and is a predicted model, not a curated record.
UCUUCGGCGUCUCGACUCUAUCCACCACCGUGGAUUACGUUUAGUGUCUGGAGCUUUUUACACCAGCCCUGUGGAAAGCCUUUAUGCUGAGACUGCUGAACCUCCGCUGUCCAAUCGGCGGGCAGUCCUUCUGAGUCGUUAUGCUAGCCAUCUGUCUUCCAUGCCUGCUAAUCCAGCCCAUAACCUUUUUUUCGACGCCUCCUUUGAUGUCGGGUAUGCCGGCCGCUCCUCCUCCCUACUACCCCCGGGAGUCCGCUUCCGUCAACUGCUCCAUUCUCUUUCCUUCCGCUUUCCUAAAACCUUCUUGACAACUUGGGGUACAGCACCGCCUUGGCACCGUCCCCGGAUCGACUUGCUCAGAGACCUAUGUGAAUUUCCCAAGGAUGGUACCCCUACACUUGUUUACCGUCGGGCAUUUGCUGCUCUAUGUGCACAAAUGACGGAAGCCACAUUUAUUUACACCGAUGGCUCGAAAACAUCGUUAGGUGUAGGGAGUGCCUAUAUUGUUGGCGACACCCCAAAUCACUUUCGGCUUCCCGACCAGUGUUCGGUUUAUACUGCGGAGCUUUACGCUGUUCUCCAGGCUGUCCACUACAUCCGCCGCCAUCAGCGGAUACAGUACGUAAUCUGCUCAGAUUCUCUCAGCUCUCUCCUCAGUCUCCAAGCUCUUUACCCUGUGCACCCUCUGGUCCACCGGAUUCAGGACUGUCUGCGCUUGCUCCACCUGGGGGGCGUCUCAGUGGCGUUCCUCUGGCUCCCGGGACACGCUGGUAUCUGUGGAAAUGAGGCGGCCGAUAUAGCAGCCAAGGCUGCAGUCUCUCUUCCUCGGCCAGCUCUUCAGUCACUUCCGUUUACCGAUCUACGGAGCGGUUUAUGUCGCCAAGUUACUCAUUUAUGGCAUGCGCAUUGGUCAACACUUCCCCACAAUAAAUUGCGGGAAGUGAAAGCCGUUCCUUGCGCUUGGACCUCUUCCUCCCGAACGCGUCGUCGGGAGGAGGUAAUUUUAGCCCGACUCCGGAUAGGGCACUGUCUUUUCAGUCAUCGACAUCUUUUAAGCGGUGAUCCUCCCCCACUCUGUCCCCACUGCUCUCAGCUGUGGACGGUCAGACACCUUUUAAUUGAAUGCCCCUAUUUUAAUCCGUUACGCUCCCGUCUACAGCUAUCGCCUGAUCUAUCGUCGAUUUUAGCAGAUGACACGCGCUCAGCUGACCGCGUUCUACAGUUUAUUAGAGACAGUGAAAUGACGUCAGUCAUUUGAAGCCUUUUUUUUGGGGGACAACCAACCCCUUUCUAUAGUGGACUUUUAAGCAUUCCUUCUGCCUUUAGUUUCUCAAAUUUUCUGACUUUGUUUCCAUUGCUGCUGAUUUUAAAUUUGGUUUUUUUCCUGUUUUC